AUGUCUAAUCUUACUGCUACUGCAUCUAUGGCCACAAGAAGAGCGAAUAUCUUUAGUAGCACUGCUACUACACCUAUUAACUCUCCUCCCAAUUCGCCCCCUCCUCACCCUCAUCUUCAACCUCAUCUUCAACCUCAUCUUCAACCUCAUCUUCAACGUCCUCAUGAAUUUCCUAUCGUAGACAGUGAAAACACAUUGACAGAUUUCUCUACUAUUCAACAGCAAUUGAUUAAGAAUAGCAGCAAUAAUCUCUCGGCGGACAGCAUCAUUUGUGUUGAAAAGACAACCACGCAUCACAAUUACUAUGAUGUGGAGAAGCUCGCUAGUGGCAGCAAUGGCAACAGCAACAUGAUUGGUGAUGAAACUGCUAAAAAUACCUCUAUUCUGUCUUCUUCUGCCAAUCAGUCUACAUUGAGGCUUUCAGGAAUGGGAAAUCCUGCUAUCAUUGCCAACUGGGGAUUUGCAACUGUAACCAUGCUUAUGGCAUUGCACAAACUAAUUAUACCGACAGAAUCAAACCACUUGAUGUUACCCACAGCUUUGAUGUACGGUGGUCUAGCCCAGUUCAUUUCGGGUUUCUUGGUCUUGAUCAGUGGCGAUAGUUUUAGUGGCUCUUUAUUCGUUACAUUCGGUGCUUACUGGUUAGGCUCUGGUAUCAUGAUGGUGCCCUCUGUAGGUCAAACAUUGAAUGUGUACGCUAUCAAUCAUAAGGAAGCCACCACUACCGCCAUGUUUCUGUAUCUUUGGGCCUUUUUCGGCUUGAUGGUCUGUGGUAUCUCGCUCAAGGUCAAGAACGGUAGUUUCUUGACGACCUGGUGUCUGUUCUUUAUCUUUUUGAAUCUCUUUUUGGAAGCGUGCUAUACAUUGACUGGCAUCGUUUCAUUAAUGCAAGCCAGCGGUGUUGCCUGUAUCUGUGCUUCUAUGAGCGGUUACUACAGCGGUAUUGUGGAUAUCUUUGCUGAACAAGGUGUUGAAAUGUGGACAGGCAAAUACAAGCACUCUCGAUAUACCUAG
Molecule: messenger RNA, 1014 nt
Organism: Mucor velutinosus
Lineage: Eukaryota; Fungi; Mucoromycota; Mucoromycetes; Mucorales; Mucoraceae
Exons: 2
Coding region: 1-1014 (337 amino acids)
Cellular component (GO): plasma membrane
Molecular function (GO): acetate transmembrane transporter activity
Source: RefSeq, a predicted model, not a curated record